GGGGGUCCCCGGGUGCCAGCGCACGGCGCGGCCUCGUCUUUCCCCAAGCCACCCCUUCCCCCCGCGGUAGGAUGUGGUGAGGGCUGGGCCCUGCCCUGGCGGGCGUGGCGGCGGGCCCAAGGUUGCAGGGAGACUUCAUUUUAUGGCAGGUUCAGGCACUUCUUGGACAUCAUCGAUCCACGCACUCUCUUUGUUACUGAGAGUCGUCUGAAGGAAGCUGUGCAGCUCUUGGAGGAUUACAAGCAUGGGACUUUACCCCCAGGAGUCACCAACAAAGAGCUGUGGGGAGCUCAAAAAAUAAAGCAGGCCAUCAUCCACCCUGACACAAAUGAGACCAUCUUCAUGCCUUUCCGGAUGUCAGGUUACAUUCCCUUUGGAACACCCAUCGUCGUUGGUCUUCUCUUGCCCAACCAGACGCUGGCAUCCACCGUGUUUUGGCAGUGGUUGAAUCAGAGCCACAAUGCCUGCGUCAACUAUGCAAACCGCAACGCGACAAAGCCUUCUCCGACAUCCAAGUUCAUCCAGGGCUACUUGGGAGCUGUCAUAAGUGCUGUCUCAAUAGCAGUGGGCCUUAAUGUUCUGGUUCAGAGAGCAAACAAGUUUACCCCCGCCACUCGUCUCUUGAUCCAGAGGUUUGUGCCAUUCCCUGCUGUCGCUAGUGCCAAUAUCUGCAAUGUUGUCCUGAUGAGGCACACGGAGCUGGAAGAAGGAAUUGAUGUUUUGGACAAUAACGGAAACAUUGUCGGGUCUUCCAGAAUUGCUGCAAAACAUGCACUGCUAGAAACGGCCCUGACUAGAGUGGUCCUGCCAAUGCCUAUACUGGUUCUACCUCCAAUUAUUAUGUCCAUACUGGAAAAAACAUCCCUCCUGAGGUCUCGUCCCCGGAUGAUUCUCCCAGUCCAAAGCCUUGUGUGCCUCGCGGCCUUUGGCCUGGCCCUCCCCUUGGCCAUCAGCCUCUUCCCGCAGAUGUCCGAGAUUGAGACAUCUCGGCUGGAGCCAGAAAUCGCAAUGGCCACUACCAGUAAGACUGUAGUCUACAAUAAAGGAUUCCAGCAAACGCAACGCUGCCCAAAGCCUUGUGCUGGUGCAGAGGAGGACCCAAAGCAGAAACUGGUGGGCAGGACAGCUUCACCUGGCAGCUGUGCCGAGCUGAUGUCUUCAUGAGACUGCAGCCUCAGAGCGGGGCAGUGCCCUCUGGAGAUGGCCGGCUGGCUGCCUCUUCAACUACUCCACUUUGGGGUGCUUAAAGUGAGGUGGGGCAAGAACCCCAGCACUGCACCGAAUCCUGCUCUCACAUGGGUUUGGGGCCGUAACUUGGCUUUCUGGUAUCUUGUACCCAAGAGUAAGCCCCAGGUGAGUCCCUGAGGACCAGAGGAGUUAAUGCAGAUUUUGAACAUAGUCACCAGCAGAUGACCACGCCGAUAGCGAGAUCCACCUCUGGGAUCGUUGUAGGGAUGGAGCCGUGGUGGUGGUGAUGGCCACAACCGAAUGUGCAGGCUGUCACCCUUCAAGUGCCAAUUUGUUGAGGGUUUUGGGGAGGGUGGGGGGAAUGGAAACCAAAUCGCCACUGACACAGAAUGUAUUUGAAGGAUUUAUUGCAAUGCCUGAAAUCAGGAGGCCUGAGCCCCGCCGUGUGCUCCUUCACCGUUGGCUGCUCUCGCUCCCCACUGGAGUCAGACCAAUAGGAACUGGAAUCGCGCGACGGUCGGGCCAGCUCAGGCAGACUGAUUCUGUCCCCCACGCUGGUGUAAAUCAGAAGUAAUUGCACGACACAAAUAAUUUUUGUGAAUUUACAUGCCAGCAUGCAGGGGAGGAGAGGCCAGCUCUGGGCUCUCCAUAGCUGCUGUUGAUGGGCCAACUCCCAGUCCCCAACACUGGUGGAAGUGCAGAGUGGGUCCAGUUACACUCAUGGAACUAUUCUGGAUUUACACCAGGGUAAGAGGCUGCUGGAUUUGACCCAGUAGAAUUCCUCUAAUGCACUAGAUGAGAUGAAUGUACGCUCCAGAGGAAGCGAGGCCACCCCAUCCGCUCGGGGCGGGGUGGUUUGAGAGGCUGCAGGGAGGUGGCAUCUGUCCUGUGGACAUUUUCAUGGGCUUCUGUCCUGUGGGCAGCACAGACUCAGGCCCCAUAUUUUGCCCUGGGAGCGAGUAACUCCCCACAGCAGUGAAAGAUGGGGGGGCAGCCCUCUCUCCAGCCCCAGGAAGGGGAGUGGGGAUGCUGGCAAUCCCCCAACAGCCGCCUGCUGAUGGCAAGCGCAGCGGCCAGGCGAGCCGUCGGGGAUGAGCCGUGGGCCUGAAAAGGGCCGUUCCCACUGCCGUGGGGUGUGGGAGGAGGCGCGGGCUGCUGUCGGGUACUGGGGGUCCGGGUACCCCCUUGCACACUCAUCCACCUCUGCGUGCUGCAGGGAGAAAGCUCCUCUGAGCCUAAAACUUCACUUUCCGGCUCUGCCGAGCCUGCAGAAGUUCGGAGCCAAGCCGCAUCGUGUGUUGCACGGAGGCACAACUUGCCUUCUUCUUCCUCCUGAAUGGAAAUGCGAGGCUGAGACAGAAACAGCCUCUUGUGUUGACAGUGAGAAGCCUCCUGGCUCUGGCGUCUGUCUGGGUGGAUCAUUUCCCCUUCCCUGGUGGGUUUUGUCGCUGCCUGAACCAUUCUGCUGCAAAGCUUGUUCAUCCCAGGCUUUUUUU
Molecule: messenger RNA, 2684 nt
Organism: Athene cunicularia (burrowing owl)
Lineage: Eukaryota; Metazoa; Chordata; Aves; Strigiformes; Strigidae
Gene: SFXN5
Product: sideroflexin 5
Exons: 15
Coding region: 343-1164 (273 amino acids)
Biological process (GO): mitochondrial transmembrane transport; citrate transport; monoatomic ion transport
Cellular component (GO): mitochondrial inner membrane
Molecular function (GO): monoatomic ion transmembrane transporter activity; citrate transmembrane transporter activity
Source: RefSeq, a predicted model, not a curated record